GACCGAGUUUGGUUUGUAAAGCUUUGGUUGUAGAAAAAGAGGUUCUAUAUCUUUGUUCUUAAGAUUAUUGUGAAUUGCUUCUUUGCUAGGCCCUAGGGACGUAGUCAUUCUAGGUGAAUCCUGGGUAAAUAAUUUCUUGUGUCUAAUUCUUCUAUCUUUUCUCCGUUUUUCUUAUGUUCUCAAUUAUUCUGCAAACUCAUACUUUUUAAUUUAGUGUAGUUUGUUGGAGAGUAUGUCAGCGAAUUUGUGUAUCUGAUUCUAGUUUAAAGUCAAACUGUUCUACCAUUGUGGUUUUUAACACUAGUGGAUUUCCAAUCUAGACGAAAUCCUAAGAACGUAGGAAACAAAUUCCUUUAACAAACUUUAUGUGUCGUUUACGUUCUGCUCAUCAAUAUUUCUGGAUUCAUCCCCACUUACACUUUUUACUUGUUAUUCCUCUUCGCUUGUCGCAACGUUCUCGGUUACUCUAUUCAGCUCCUCUUUCGCAGGUUACAAUCUACAAAUUUAUUGUUACAAUAAUUAUUCUUUUUGAUAGUUUUGUCUUUUGUGAAUUUCUGAUCAACUGAUAUCAUAAUGAGGACACGGUUGAUUACGUAAUCCAACUCGUAAUAGCAUUACGGUUAUAAUCGCUGGGUUUAGUUUUAUUUUAUAUUACUGUAAUGUAACAUCGAUACAAUAAACUAUUUAUGUGGUCUCGUUUUGUUAUAAUAUCUAGCAUUUACAUGCCAAAACAAUUGGUUGAAUUGAGUUUGAUGAGCUCCUUUAUUGAGAUAAUAAUCUAAUCCUGCAAAAUGUUUACAGGAGUAACUAGGAUCAGCAGUCCAUUUCCCGCUAGGAAAUAUCUGAAUACGAGAAAGAGACAAUUGUAGGUACUGGUUUCAGUAAAUGGAGAAGUUUGGUCUAAUGCUUGUUUUUUUCUUCCUUUUGGGAAAAUGUUUCUACUUUUAUUGACCUGCAGCUUGGUUAGGUGAUUUGUAAGGUGAUAUGAUCUGGAAGGUAGUUUUAUUUAGUAUAUGAAUUUGUAGGUUAGAAUUGUUGUGUACAAAUUAAAGUGGAGUGAGAAAAGGGGCACAUAACAUACAUGAGUCACCUACUUCUAAUAAUCCGAUACCGUGAAAACAUGCCUCUCAACUUCAAACUCAAAGUUAUAAAAGUUUCAUAAUUUUAAAAUAAUGUAUUUUUCUUUGAAUUAAUUUAACAUAUAAUUUCAAAAAAAAAAAAAUGCUACUCUCCAAUAACUCUUCCGGCAAUCUCGUCGUGGCUGUUGCUCUCCUCUUUGCCGGCGCUCUAUAUAUCUGCUUCUCCUCACGUUUGAUCUUUGAUCCUAUAUCCGGCCUCCAACACAAUUUUAACAUUCUGAGAACGAUAAAGUUUCCAGUGGACGACCUAGAGGUGGCACUGGACAGUGCAGCAAUAGGAAACAACAAGACGGUGAUUAUAACUAUGGCGAACAAAGCCUACGUGGAGGAGGUUGAAGGAGGGAGGUCGAUGUUGGACCUGUUCCUGGAGAGUUUCUGGGAAGGAGAGGGUACCACGCCAUUGCUGGACCAUCUGAUGGUGGUUGCAGCGGAUCAGACGGCCUAUGAUCGCUGUCGUUUCAGGAGGCUCCAUUGCUACAAGAUGGAGACGGAGGGAAUUGACUUGGAGGGAGAGAAAGUAUAUAUGUCAGAUGAUUUCAUUGAGAUGAUGUGGAGGAGAACUCGAUUGGUCCUAGAAGUUCUCCGCCGUGGCUACCAUCUCCUUUUCACGGACACGGACGUGAUGUGGCUGAGGAACCCCUUCUCUCGGCUAAGCAACAACGGGACCUUGGAUAUGCAGAUAAGCGUUGACAGCGGCAUAGGAGGACACUUGAUAAACACUGGCUUCUACCACGUCCGUUCCAACAAUAGGACCAUCUCUCUUUUCCAGAAAUGGUACGACAUGAGACUCAACUCGACAGGCAUGAAAGAACAAGACGUCCUCAAGAAUCUCCUCGACUCGGGUUUAUUCAACCAGCUUGGUCUCACCGUUGGCUUCCUCAACACCACACACUUCAGCGGUUUCUGCCAAGAUAGCCCUGACAUGGGUGCUGUCACCACCGUCCACGCCAACUGCUGCCGUCACAUCUCUGCCAAAGUCUUUGAUCUCACUCUUGUUCUUCACGACUGGAAACGCUACAAAGCCUCACAUGUCAACACCAUAUGGAGCCCCCAUGCUAAGUGCUGGGGUUCAUGGAAUGAUACCCAAUAUACCCCCAAAACCUGAGCUUCUUGUCGUUUUAUGGUGAUGAGAUUGCGUCUAUAUACGUACACACAACACAAUUAAUUACUUACAUCUCUUCUUUCUUCACCUGAUGGUUUCUGUUUCUUGCCCACCGUUGUUUAGAAGAAAGUUGUUUAUCACCUAGCUAUUGGUUAUAGCUAUGGUAGAAAUUCUAUAAAUUAAUACUAAAAUAAAUUAAUAAACACCAUAAAUUAAUAAAUUUUCAUGAUUCAAAGUUGUGAUGAUUCAAAAUAUGACAUAAAUCGAUAAAAUAAUAUGAUAAUAAUUUUUUAGAAAUCUUAUGUAAAUAUAUGAUCUCAUUAAAAUUAUAAUUGAUAAUUUAUAUGAGUAUAUGUUUUAUAUGUGUAUAAACAGACCAUUAUGUUUUUUUUAUUCAAAUAAAAUUAUCUUUAUAUUUUCUUAACACUUUAUACAUUUUGAUGAGAUUUAAUAAAAUUAUAUGUAAACUACAUUUAAACUCUAUGAAAUAUAAUUUAUAUACGCCAAACAAUAUAAUAAAAACAGUAUGAAUGUCAAAUUUCAAAAAUUAAAUUAAUUUAUAUAUUUAAAGACUAAAAAUCUUUUAAAAAAAACUUUUUGUAAAUUAAUAACGCUAUAAAUUAAUAAAAUAAUAUAGUCCCAAUAUUAUUAAAUUUCAUAGUUUUUACUGUAUACAACCAGGUAGAUAGACAUACUGUCAAAUGGACUAGGCAUACAAGUUUGGUCUUCAGUUGUUCCAAAAAUCAAAAGAAAUUGCCUUUUAUUUCCAAUAUCUAUAGGCAGUGUGUUUUGUGUAAUGUCACCGAAAACUGUUUCAGAUACAUGCAGCUCAAUUCCACCUUGUAAUUUUGUGUAUCGAUCUUGUACUCUCUGAUCGCCUCUGAACAAAAUCAUCAUAGCAAAUUCUAUUGUUUACUGAAUUUGCUCUUUUUUUCCUUGUCAACACCAAACAACCAUCUAGUUUCUUACCACAUGUAAGUAACUGAGUAAGAACACCCUUCUCAGUGGGUUUCUUAUUUUUAGUUUCUUAACCACCUUUUAUUAAUAUUUUAGUAUGAUGUAAGUAAAUCAUUUAAUUUUAGUUUUGUUAAUUAAAGAAAAACCUGGUACUAAACUUUAGAUAGAUUCACGUGAUGGGGCAACUUAGAGCAUCUCCAACGGGGAGAUGUCUCCAAAUAUCUGAAAAUUUAAAAUAUUAAAAACCUAAAGAGUAUGAGAGAAGUCAAGUUACGGUCUUCAAAUAAGACAAUUAAUUUAAUUUAAUUUAGAUUUGUUUAAAUUCAGUUUGAUUCAGUUUUAUUUGUGGUCCAAAUUAAGUUAUGCUUUGGUUUACACAAUUAAAUUAUGGUUUGGUUUAAAUUCACAGUUUUGGCUUACACAAUUAAAUUAUGGUUUGGUUUAAAUUCACGGUUUUGGCUUACACAUUUAAAUUAUGGCUUGGUUUAAAUAAAAUCCGGUUUACAUGGUUUAUCACGAUUUUGCUUAACCAGUUCAUUUUGGUUUGCUUUGGUUAAAACUAUAUAAGUCUGUCUUCAAAAAGAAAAAAAAACAAAUUUGUGGAGAAAAGUAAAUAUUCUGUUGAAGUUUGUUAACUAAACCUAUUGAAAAGAAAUAAAUCGGUUGAAAAAUAUAUAAGUCUAUCAAAAUUAAAUAAUUUGUGGGCAAAUGAAAACAAAUCUGUGUAAAAAUAAGCUUGUCAAAAAAUAAAAUAAAUCUGUGUCUAAAGAACAAAUAAAUCCAUCAAACCUUA
This is a messenger RNA of Brassica rapa (field mustard), 3991 nucleotides long. RefSeq lists its product as uncharacterized. The record is from RefSeq and is a predicted model, not a curated record. Lineage: Eukaryota; Viridiplantae; Streptophyta; Magnoliopsida; Brassicales; Brassicaceae.